CAUGCGCCAUUUGCUUUGAAAAAUGGUAGAUAAGAUGCGGUGUUGGCUUAUGUUGUUCUCAUAAAAAACUGUUUUAAGUAUCAAGAAAUGCAAUUACUUAACUUUUUUUUAUUAAAGGCAACUUGUAUCCAACCGCAUUUCGGCGGAACUGUAUUAAAUUGGGUCUUGUAGCCAGUAAAAACGCGCAGGUGCUAACAAACACACUGGGUGCCUCAAAUAGUCUCCAUCAGCAAAACUCUAUUGUUGGUAGUCUAAAAAGACUUGGUAAAUCGGCAAAAGCGUUCAGUAGAAUGAAAGAAAAAGACGAAGAAGGUAAAGAAAGCACUCAAUUAGUUGGUACUGAUGAACCUGCUAAAGAAAAUCAUUUAAAUGAAAAUAUAAAAGAUGUGGAAAUGGCAGAUGAAGAUCACUGUAGAGCAGAAGGUCUAAUUACAUUUGAAGUUCACAAUGUUAGUAAAAUCAAGGAAACUGUACUUAGUGAGCCUGUAAUAAUUCGAAAUUUACCUUGGAGAAUCAUGCUUAUGCCUCGAUACAGUGUAAAUCAAAGUAAUGAACGUUCAAAAAGUGCUGGUGUUUUUGUUCAAUGUGAUCCUGAUAGUGACGUUGCAUCAUGGUCUUGUCAAGCUCAUGCCAAGAUAACCCUAAAAUCACACAAAGGAGAGGAUGUAGUUAGAAAAAUAUCACAUUUAUUUUUUGCAAAAGAAAAUGAUUGGGGGUAUAGCACAUUUGUUCCAUGGAAUGAUCUGAUUGAUGUUCAUAAAGGUUACUGUAAAAAUGAUAUCAUUACCCUAGAAGCAUUUGUUCAAGCAGAAGCACCUCAUGGUGUUUUUUGGGAUUCAAAAAAGCUCACUGGCUAUGUUGGUUUGAAAAAUCAAGGUGCAACUUGCUACAUGAACUCACUCCUGCAGACUUUAUUUUUCACAAAUCAAUUACGAAAGGCUGUUUACCAAAUGCCUACCGAAAAUGAUGAUAUAAAUAAAAGUGUUGCACUUGCAUUACAAAGAGUUUUUUAUGAUCUCCAACACAGUGACAAACCUGUUGCUACCAAAAAGCUUACUAAGUCGUUUGGUUGGGAAACCUUAGAUAGUUUUAUGCAACAUGACGCUCAAGAGUUAUGUAGAGUGCUUCUUGAUAACAUGGAAAUGAAGAUGAAAUCUACAGUCGUUGAGGGCAUCAUACCUAAGCUUUUGGAGGGAAAAAUGAAUUCUUAUAUUCAAUGCUCUAAUGUCGACUACUAUUCUUCAAGGGAAGAGCCAUUUUAUGAUAUUCAACUUAAUAUUAAAGGAAAAACAGAUGUUAUUGAUUCAUUCACAGAAUAUAUAAAAGCAGAAAUGCUUGAUGGAGAUAAUAAAUAUGAUGCAGGCCAACAUGGAUUACAGGAUGCUAAAAAGGGUGUUAUAUUUCGACAUUUUCCACCUGUUUUACAUUUACACUUAUUGCGAUUUCAAUAUGAUCCUCAAACAGACACUAACUAUAAAAUUAAUGAUAGAUAUGCUUUUCCGGAAUCUUUAAAUCUUGAAAAAUUUCUUGAACCAGAGUUUCGAGCAAAUGCACCAGCUCCAAUAUACACAUUACAUGCUGUACUAGUGCAUAGUGGUGAUAAUCAUGGUGGUCAUUAUGUUGUCUAUAUUAAUCCCCGUGGUGAUGGAAAGUGGUUCAAAUUUGAUGAUGAUGUUGUUUCACAAGCAACAAAAAAAGAAGCCAUUGAAAAUAAUUUUGGUGGUUUUGAGGAUGAGGUGGUACUUCGCCAUUGUACAAAUGCUUAUAUGUUAUCUUACUUGAGAACAUCUGACUUAAAAACAAUUUUAACAGAUGUGGGUGAAGAUUGUAUCCCUGAUCAUUUAGCUAGCAAAUUUUCUGAAGAAAAGCGUCUUGAAGUUCAAAGGCGUAAAGAGAGAAGUGAAGCGCACCUAUACAUGGAUGUGCAUAUUAUAACAGAGGAUGCAUUUUACAAGUGGUCAGGAAAUGAUCUUUUUGACUUGGAUAACAAUAAAACAGUAAAUUUCAAAAUUCAAAAAAAAGAAAAACUAUGUGAUGCUACAAAAAUUAUAGCUGAGGCGUUUGGAUAUACAGCUUCACAAUGUCGAUUAUGGCCAAUCCAAAAACGAGCUAACAGUACAACUCGUCCUGCUAUGGUAGAACUUCGUAAUGAAGAUAAGCGUCGAUUUGAAACACCAGAUGACAUUGAAUUAUUUUAUGCUAAUGACCAGGAUCCAACAAUGUUGGCUUUUUUAGAAAUGCUUUCACCUGACAGUGAUUGCACAAGUCUUCCUGACUUUGACUCUUCCAAUGAAGUUAUUUUAUUUUUUAAAUAUUACAAUCCAAAAUACAAGACUAUGUCAUAUUGUGGUCACCAUUAUGUUAAUCUUCAGUCUACUCCGUCUUCUUUGUUUCCUAUGCUUUGUAAGCGUGCUGGUUUACCCCAAGGGACUAAACUUCUUUUCUAUGAGGAGUUAAAAGCAGGUCAAACAGAGUGUACGGAAACAGACAAAAAGUUUGAUGAGGUAGUUCAUGAUUUAAUGGAUGGUGAUAUUAUAUGCUUUCAAGCGGUUGAAAAAGAUUUGACAUGCUAUGAACUGCCAACACCUGUGGAAUAUUUCAAAGACCUGCUUCAUCAAGUUCAAAUAUUGUUCUGUGACAAAACUGUCCCUUCAGAUAACGGUUUUAUAGAAACUUUGAAUCUGAAAAUGAAUUAUACUCAAAUAGCCAAUGCUGCUGCUUCAACACUUGGAGUUGAUCCACUAAAAAUACAGUUUUUUAAACCUCAAAUUUAUAGAGACCAACCUGGUAACCCUGUAAAAUGCUCCUUUGACGGACAUUUAAAAGAUCUUGUGUGCAGUGGUGGUAGAAAGGGACCAAAAAAGAUUUAUUAUCAAGUAUUAACUAUGCCAAUCAAUGAACUUGAAAACAAAGUGCAGUUUAAAUGUACAUUUAUAAAUGCUGAUUUAAAAGGCGAGAAAGAGCUUGUGAUACUAGUAGACAAAAAUGGAUAUGUUCAUAAUCUAUUAACUGAGGCAGCUAAAGUUGUUGAAACUAUUGACACUACUGCUCUGCGUUUAGUUGAGAUAUCUGCUAGUAAGAUUCAAAGGAUAGUGCCAUCUACUACCUUACUAGAUUCUUUAGUUCAACAAAGUCAAAAGAAUUAUCGUAUUGAGGAAAUUCCUAGAGAAGAAUUGUCAGAUGACAAUCAUUCACUUUUAGUGCCGGUUAUGCAUUUUCAAAAGGAGGCAUACACAUCAUUUGGCACACCAUUUUACAUAAAAAUAUCUGAGGGAGAAACUCUUGGUUCUCUUCAAGAUCGUGUUCGAAAGAAAAUAAAUAUGCCUGAAAAAGAAUUUGACAAAAUGAAAUUCUCUCUUGUGAAGAUGGGCAAAGUUACAUAUUAUCCUGAAGAUCCAUCGACAAGCAUAUCGCUAUCGGAUUUUCAAAGUAAUAAUUCCAACCAGCAAAAUUGGCUUGGUCUAGAUCAUGUAAAUAAAGCACCAAAACGAACGCGGUAUGCUUAUACUGAAAAACCAAUUAAAAUUCUUAAUUAAUGAAUAAAGUAGUGUUCUUUGGGUGUUAUAAAAGUAAAGUCGAUAAUGCAGAUUGAUUUUGAGGUUAUAAAAUGUCGUAGUCACAACCUCACAUGUGAUAGAAAGAUGUUUGACAUUUUUGUUUUUAAAAAAAGUCAUUAUUGUAAAUGGUUAGUUAUUGAUGGUUCACGACUUCAUCAUAACAAAUGUGAAUUCUUUCGCAUCUCGUUUUUGUAUGGCUGCUUGUUUUAUAUUUGAGAAAGUACGUUUAGGAAGAAACAUUAAUCUCGCUAAAGUCUUAAUUUAUACAGAAUUUAUUUGGUAAAUAAAAAUAACUCUAGAAAAUAAGAACUAAUUGAUAUGUAAAUUAUUGCAUGUUGUGAAAUUGAUUUGCUUGCUUUCUUAAAGCUUUCAACAUCAUUAUUCGCAAUGUUUUCUUCGCUGUUUUUUUAACGAUCAAAAAAAGUUUAGCUAUUUUUAAUUUGUUCUAGUAUUGUUAUUGUUUUCUGUAUAUGUUUUUUGUAUAACAGAUAUUUAAUCGGUUGUUUGCUAUCAAUCAAAAAAAAUUAUAUGAUUGCCUCCUAAA
Molecule: messenger RNA, 4101 nt
Organism: Hydra vulgaris (swiftwater hydra)
Lineage: Eukaryota; Metazoa; Cnidaria; Hydrozoa; Anthoathecata; Hydridae
Product: ubiquitin carboxyl-terminal hydrolase 7
Biological process (GO): protein deubiquitination; regulation of protein stability
Cellular component (GO): cytosol; nucleus
Molecular function (GO): cysteine-type deubiquitinase activity; protein binding
Source: RefSeq, a predicted model, not a curated record